AUGUCAUCAGAUGACAAGGACAAGGCUGUCAUUCAGCAUGAAGAGGACGUGACAGUAUCGCCGCCAUCCGAGAGCGCAGUCAUUAAUUCGACCGAGAGCACUAACAUAACUUGGAAGACAUGGGUCGUAAUCUUCAUUCUGUCAUCAUGCUUCGGUUUAUCAUUUUGGCCCGUUCCAACAACAUCCGCCAUGCAGACUACGCUGGCUUCGAAACUCGGUGAUGCUGGUGGAACCUCAGUCUACUGGUACAUUCCCGCUUACACGACAGGAAAUGCCCUAGGAUUUCUCAUCGCUGGGGCCAACAGCGAUCUGUUCGGACGCAGGAUCUUCUUAUUGGUCGGGGAAGUCGCUGCAGCCGUGGGCAUGCUAGUAUCCGCUACCGCCAAGAGCCCACAGCAGAUGACCGCAGGACUGGCAAUCGCCGGCUUUGGCGGUGGCUUCUGUCAAAUGGCGAUGUGCUCGAUACCGGAGCUGAUGCCAAACAAGUAUCGUCACAUUGGCAUAUGCAUUUCGGACGGGUUUGUCUUCGUAAUUGUCAUCAUUGGCCCUAUCGUCGGCCGUUAUGCCAUUGAUACCGGAGAUGCUUGGAAGCACAUCUAUUAUGGUGGCUUCAUCGCUCAAGUCUUCUCUCUGAUCGGACUUUACGUUUUGUACCAUCCACCGAAGCAUCCUAAAGGCGUUUCCUGGAAGGAAGCAAUCUUUGGGUUGGAUUAUAUCGGCACACUGCUGGUCAUCCCGGGAGUCUGCUUGGCCCUGGUCGGAAUCAUCAAUACUACGUAUAUAUCAGUUUCGGAUGUGAUGGUGAUCGUACCACUCGCUGUAGGACUUGGCCCUUUGGUGCUAUUCGGCUUCUGGGAGACGCUGUCGAAUACGAGAUACCCACUCUGUCCGCCGCAAAUUUUUAGCGCGCACCAUGGCCGCCAAUUCACAGCGCCUUUUAUUCUUGCUUUCAUCGUUACUAUGUUCUAUUAUGGGCUAAGAACUAUCAAUGUGAUCUAUCCAACGAUGAUCAAUGUUUUCUACGUCACUCCAGAGACGCCUCGUUCUGAGCAGCUCCUCCUUACACUGCCAGGGAACAUAGGCUUGGUUUUUGGUGCGAUUCUUUUGAUUUGUUUUGGCAAUCUCCUAGGCCACUGGAAGUGGACUCUUACGAUCUCCUGGAUUGGCAUGACUCUCUUUGGUGGUCUGAUGGCUCUUGUCACUCCAUACAACAAGGGCGCGAUGAUUGCCCUUGCCUUCCUUGAACAGACUUGCUUCGGCUGGGCACAGUACGAAUCCAUCGCGUUCACACAGCUUGGCGUCCACCAACAUGAUCUUGGCAUGUCUGGAGGGUUGGCAGGUGUCGCUCGAUAUGCAGGUGGCUCUCUGGCGCAAGCUAUCUAUACGAGCGUGUUGACCAACACGCAGACGUCAAGAGCCGCUACGCUGGUCCCGAAAGCAGCGAUGAAUGCAGGCGCUAGUGAGUCGGUGGCAGCAGCUCUGCUGGAAGCUCUCACUGCCGGCGGGAAUGGAACGUACAGCGUUCAUGGCAGUGAUGCUGAGAUUCUUGGCGCAGCAAGUGAAGCCUUCCAAUGGAGCUAUGCAUACGGGCUGAAGAUCACUGCUCUGUCGUCGCUUGCGUUUGGUGGACUUGGCUUGGUGAUGUGUCUCUUACUAGAGAACAUCGAUGCGAAGAUGAAUGAUCAGACGAAUGUCUUCCUGGAGAACGAUGUCAAUGCAGAGAAAAACGAGUUUCACUGA
Molecule: messenger RNA, 1740 nt
Organism: Pseudocercospora fijiensis CIRAD86
Lineage: Eukaryota; Fungi; Ascomycota; Dothideomycetes; Mycosphaerellales; Mycosphaerellaceae
Exons: 5
Coding region: 1-1740 (579 amino acids)
Biological process (GO): transmembrane transport
Cellular component (GO): membrane
Molecular function (GO): transmembrane transporter activity
Source: RefSeq, a predicted model, not a curated record